CGCUCACGAAGUCGAGCCCAGGUUCCUGGCCACAGUGGAUCCCUGGACAGUUCUGGCGCUUGCAGCAACAGCCAGCCCGGCGGAAUGCGAGGUGCUAGCCGAGUUUAUCAUCGAGCAUCUAGAAGCACACCCCGUCAAGCUCAUAAGUCCCCGAAUAUUACCCAGAGGUCCCAGGACUUUCUCUUUGCAGUUCCACUUUCCCCACGUUGUUCUCCAGAGUUAACGAUUGGCUUAUCCAGAUGCUCGGCAGUGGCUGGACGGGCCGUUGCGACAGCAUUGGGAUGCAACGUUCCUCCAGGACGGCACUGAUCCCCUGCCUGGCGAUAAGAUGGCCAUUCUCUACUCUGUGAAUUUCUCCUGCCUUGUCAUUGGCCACCACAGCCAUGAAUGGAGAGGAUAUCUAUGCACCGACACGUACUUCGAGGAGCCCGGAUUGGCCAACUCGGACACGCCACCAAAGUAUGCAGAGAAGAGGUGUGGCACCGCGAAGCCCGAUCCCUUCACGAUGGGAGCCACGCUGUCAGAUCACAUGGGACGGCCAGACGCAAGGCUCUGCUUCCUGGAGACCAUGCCGGUAAGGCUGCGGAGGGUCCAGCUGGAGUGGGGUCGAGUUGUCAAGCACCUGGAGCUGGCGGCAACCAGGUUUAGCCCUGCACAUGAGCGUGUCACAGACCUGCACACCUUCGAGAAUGUUCGUGCUUAUGGCGAGGCUUUGGAGCGAGACUAUGCGUGGUCUACAAAGGCCACAGACUUGGCAGCAACAUUGAUAGAGACACUGCACGCAUAUCGUGAUGCCUCACUUUCCUUCGCAGAGUCUAUUGGCCGCAUAUUCGACACCCAGCCAGGACAAAGCGUCGGGCCCGACCGGUCGACGUUGCUCCGCCACGAAGAGCUGGCAGACAGAGACAGAACUAGCCCAAAUCACCUCACAGUUGACGAGAAUGGAGCGGUUACACAGGCAUCUGCAGGAGCUCCAGAAGCAUGUGAAGACAACGAUGGACCUCCAUCUGGCCAAAGAAAGCAACCGGCUCGCCGAGAUCCAGCGCAACGCCACGAGGACCACGACCAUCAUGGUCGGGCGGGUGACAAUGAUGACAUUUUUCAUGCUCCCCAUCUCGCUGGUGGCGGGGCUGCUAAGCACAUCCGACGGCUACCUUCCCCUUGACCACAGCCCGCAGACAUUUGUGAUUGCUGUCGUGACGGCACAGUCCGUUUUCGGUGUCGUGUGGCUUGCUGUCAGGUACUGGACAAAGUUGGGGACCUUUAAAGCAUUGUCAUUCCCAGAAAAGCUCGGCUCUGCGGUAGCUCAACUUCGU
Microdochium trichocladiopsis is the source of this 1316-nucleotide messenger RNA. RefSeq lists its product as uncharacterized. The record is from RefSeq and is a predicted model, not a curated record. NCBI's taxonomy places the organism in Eukaryota, Fungi, Ascomycota, Sordariomycetes, Xylariales, Microdochiaceae. Bases 329 to 1165 code for a protein of 278 amino acids. The transcript is spliced from 5 exons.